Messenger RNA from Chinchilla lanigera (long-tailed chinchilla), 2362 nucleotides. RefSeq names its product regulator of G-protein signaling 7 (gene Rgs7). Lineage: Eukaryota; Metazoa; Chordata; Mammalia; Rodentia; Chinchillidae. The record is from RefSeq and is a predicted model, not a curated record. Gene Ontology annotation, biological process: regulation of G protein-coupled receptor signaling pathway; G protein-coupled receptor signaling pathway; intracellular signal transduction.
CUGCCCUCGCCGCUGCCGGGCGGGCGAGCCGGAGAGCGGACCUGGGCUGCUGCUGCCCGCUCGGCGGCUGGCAGGCUGGACGCUCCUGCAGUUAGGUUUCUGCCCGGGGCGAGUCAGGACAGACGGGUAAUUCUUGCAUCAGAGAGCUGACCAAGUUUUGGGUGACAUGGCCCAGGGGAAUAAUUAUGGGCAGACCAGCAAUGGGGUGGCAGAUGAAUCACCCAACAUGCUGGUGUACAGAAAGAUGGAAGACGUCAUAGCACGCAUGCAAGAUGAAAAAAAUGGAAUUCCUAUCCGUACUGUCAAAAGCUUUCUUUCCAAGAUACCUAGUGUCUUCUCUGGGUCAGACAUUGUUCAGUGGUUAAUAAAGAACUUAACUAUAGAAGAUCCAGUGGAGGCGCUGCAUUUGGGAACAUUAAUGGCUGCCCAUGGCUACUUCUUUCCGAUCUCAGAUCACGUUCUCACACUCAAGGAUGAUGGCACUUUUUACCGAUUUCAAACACCUUAUUUUUGGCCAUCAAACUGUUGGGAGCCAGAAAACACAGACUAUGCUGUUUACCUCUGCAAGAGAACAAUGCAAAACAAAGCAAGGCUAGAGCUAGCAGAUUAUGAAGCUGAGAGCCUGGCCAGACUCCAGAGAGCUUUUGCCCGGAAGUGGGAGUUCAUUUUUAUGCAAGCGGAAGCUCAAGCAAAAGUGGACAAGAAGAGAGACAAAAUCGAAAGGAAGAUCCUCGAUAGCCAAGAGAGAGCGUUCUGGGAUGUACACAGACCUGUGCCUGGAUGUGUAAAUACUACGGAAGUGGACAUUAAGAAGUCGUCCCGAAUGAGAAACCCACACAAAACGCGGAAGUCUGUCUAUGGUUUACAAAAUGAUAUUAGAAGUCACAGUCCUACCCACACACCCACACCAGAAACUAAACCUCCUACAGAAGAUGAGCUACACCAACAGAUAAAAUAUUGGCAAAUACAGUUAGAUCGACAUCGGUUAAAAAUGUCAAAAGUUGCUGAUAGUCUACUAAGUUAUACAGAACAGUAUGUAGAAUAUGACCCAUUUCUUGUGCCACCUGAUCCUUCAAACCCAUGGCUGUCUGAUGAUACUACUUUCUGGGAACUUGAAGCAAGCAAAGAACCAAGCCAACAGAGGGUAAAACGAUGGGGUUUUGGCAUGGAUGAGGCCUUGAAAGACCCAGUUGGGAGAGAACAAUUCCUUAAAUUUCUAGAGUCAGAAUUCAGCUCUGAAAAUUUAAGAUUCUGGCUGGCUGUGGAAGACCUGAAGAAGAGGCCUAUUCGAGAAGUACCCUCUCGAGUUCAGGAAAUAUGGCAAGAAUUUCUGGCUCCAGGGGCCCCCAGUGCCAUUAACUUGGAUUCUAAGAGUUACGACAAAACAACACAAAAUGUAAAGGAACCUGGGCGAUACACAUUUGAAGAUGCUCAGGAGCAUAUUUACAAAUUGAUGAAAAGUGAUUCGUACCCACGUUUUAUAAGAUCCAGUGCCUAUCAGGAACUUCUACAGGCAAAGAAAAAGUCUGGAAACUCAAUGGAUCGCAGAACAUCUUUUGAGAAAAUUGCACAGAAUAUGGGCAGAAACAUCCCUAUUUUCCCAUGCCAUAAAAACUGUACACCAACACUGAGAGCCAGCACUAACCUGUUAUGAAAAGAGGGGAAAACUGUCACAUCUAAGAGGUUAACAAGCCUUGUUCAGUCUUACUAAAAGGAUCACCUUGUAGCAUGGAAGCAGACUGGCAUCGUGGCAUAUACUCUGUAGCUCUUUGAUGUAACCUGGAGCAGAGGACAUUAGACCAAGAUGUUGCAUGAACGGAGGACCUGACUUGUUCUUUUUGUGUGUACAUUUAGCAUCGCCAUCUCCAAGGGACUCUUUGCCAUCUCAAUGCCUCCAUUUCAAACUGUUGUCUGCUCGCUUCCUCUUCCUUUCUCCUCCUAAUCUGGAUCUGUUGUCUUUUCCUUUUUAACAAGUUCAAGUGAAGUAAAACCUUUUUUUCCCCCUCUCUCUUAAAGCUUCUGCUAGACACACUGUUUACUGAUAAUUCAAUCAAUCACAAACUGGAAGAACUGUAAAAGAAAAAACAGCAUAUAUCAAUAUAUAUACAUAUGGCUUCACGUGUAUUAAACAAUAAAUUAGCACAGAAAGUUCCACUUCGCUGGUAUUUUCACAGUCCGAAACAAGCUCACGUCUUUGUCUCUUGUCUGUAUAUUCUCGGUUAAUGUUUCUUGCAUUUAUUUUUAUACCAUAUUUAAAUAAGAAACACCUUUUACUCCAAAUGUAUUAAACUUGAUCCCUUCUCUGUAAAUUUGUGUAUGUUUAUAUUGUUGUUUUAUCUUUCAUUAAAAGAUGCAGAAUCUC